CCGUCAAGUUUGGAAUCUUCGUUACACCAUGUCUUUGUUUACAUAUACUGAGCCGGCACAGAUCGGUCUUCGUACAGCGUUUUCGCUUAUCGUGACAGUCAACCUUAUCGGCAAUGCAUCGGUCUGCUUGGUGGUUUGGCGGAACAGACAGAUGAGAACUGCCAUGAACUUCCUACUCGUCAACCUUGCUUGCGCUGACAUGAUGGUGGCCAUCUUUAUAGCACCACAAUAUAUAUUCCUCCAUACGUAUAAAAAUCCAAAUGGCCUCACUGGAGAUUACUUGUGCAAAAUAGUCACAGGGGGGAACCUUAUGUGGACAGCGGGAGUUGUGUCGGUUGUAUCGUUAAUUGGAGUUGCGUUUGAAAGAUACUUCGCGGUGCUGUAUCCUCACGACGAGAGCCGUCGUAUUUCGAAAACCAAACUUAAAUUUAUCAUCCCAGCUUGUUGGUUAUUUUCCAUCAGCUGGAAUUUUCCUUUGUUUCUGCUCGUUAAAUACGACGCGAGUUUGGAUUUCUGCUACGAGGAAUGGCCUCCUGGUUGGUAUAUGAAUGCUUACAGCUUGGGAUGGCUCAUCAUAAUUGGCAUUCUGCCGGUCACCGUCAUGUCCGGGCUGUACAGCCGGGUUGUUUAUCAGCUUUGGGUGAGAACAUCACAGCCAGUAGAUCUCCCCCAACGUGCCGUAGUCAAGUCACGCAAGCGUGUCACGAAAAUGGUGUUGUCCGUGACAGUUUUGUGCGCUGUAUGCUGGCUUCCAAACCUCAUUGCCUACGUUCUUGAUUUCUACGGUUUGAAUUCUCACGGUGAUGUAGUACACACGACAACAGUGGUUCUGGUUUCGUUAAAUUCGGCUGUCAAUCCAAUUAUCUACUGUUUUCAGAGCAAAGAUUUCAGAAGGCAUAUUAAGGCACUAUGGCUUUCUCCUUGCUCGAAGCGACCGGGUGCAACAGUAGGAACUUCAAAGGACACUGCUGCUCUACCUGCAAGUAGGUCGCGAGCUACGCAACCGUUCUAA
Molecule: messenger RNA, 1012 nt
Organism: Stylophora pistillata
Lineage: Eukaryota; Metazoa; Cnidaria; Anthozoa; Scleractinia; Pocilloporidae
Product: QRFP-like peptide receptor
Biological process (GO): G protein-coupled receptor signaling pathway
Cellular component (GO): membrane
Molecular function (GO): G protein-coupled receptor activity
Source: RefSeq, a predicted model, not a curated record